Camellia sinensis is the source of this 1889-nucleotide messenger RNA. Its product is annotated as AAA-type ATPase family protein. The record is from RefSeq and is a predicted model, not a curated record. Gene Ontology annotation, molecular function: ATP hydrolysis activity; ATP binding. Lineage: Eukaryota; Viridiplantae; Streptophyta; Magnoliopsida; Ericales; Theaceae. Gene Ontology annotation, cellular component: microtubule cytoskeleton.
UGCAAUUAGAAACAAAUUUCUCUGUCAACCCCUUCCGUAUCUCAAAUUUUCGAUGAAACACCUUCAAAAGUUCAAACUUCGAUCAUUUGUUUCUCAAUCUAUAGCCAGGCUUGAAAUUCAAGCAAUCCAGACAUGAAUUUCUUCGCGAUCUCUCAAAAAAUUACAUGAGUUUCCUCAAAAGCCUCGUCGAUUCCUUGAACUCAAUUCUUUCUGGUUCUUCUUCUCCUUCUUCAGCAUCAUCUUCGUAUGAGACUCAGCAAAACCCUAGCUCCGCAAUGGAAGGUGUUGCUGGGGCUUCGAACGAGCGAACUGCGUAUAAGCUCAAAGGCUACUUUGAUUUGUCCAAAGAAGAGAUCGAUAAGGCUGUUCGAGCUGAAGAGUGGGGUUUGGUUGAUGAUGCGAUUGUGCAUUACCAGAAUGCUCAGCGAAUAUUAAUGGAGGCCACUUCAACACCUGUCCCCUCAUACAUCAGCUCUAGUGAACAUGAGAAGGUGAAAACUUAUCGCCAAAAGAUAUCAAAGUGGCAGGGCCAAGUUUCAGAGAGACUUCAAACUCUAAGUCGCCGAACAGGUGGUAUUACCACAUCGAAGAACACCUCUACUCAUGCACAAAGUGCAGCAGUUUCAUCGAGGACAUCUAAUGCUAGAAAAGGUGCAAUCCAAAAGUCUACUAGCUUACCUAGAUAUGGUUCAGUUGUGAGAAAUCAGACCGAUAACGUCGUAAGCUCAAAACCUGUACAAGAAUCUGGUUCUGGUGUUGAUGCAAAAUUGGUUGAAGUGAUAAAUUCUGUCAUUGUUGACAGGAGUCCUUCUGUUAAAUGGGAAGAUAUUGCUGGCCUUGAAAAGGCAAAACAAGCUUUAUUGGAGAUGGUAAUCCUCCCUACUAAAAGAAGAGACCUGUUUACUGGUCUUCGACGGCCUGCUAGAGGUUUGCUACUUUUUGGUCCACCUGGAACUGGGAAGACCAUGCUUGCCAAAGCGGUAGCUUCAGAGUCAGAGGCAACAUUUUUCAAUGUUUCUGCUUCUUCCCUAACAUCAAAGUGGGUAGGGGAAGGUGAAAAGCUUGUUCGGGCACUCUUUAUGGUUGCUGUAUCCAGGCAGCCAUCUGUAAUUUUCAUGGAUGAAAUUGAUAGCAUCAUGUCAACAAGGAUGGCAAAUGAGCAUGAUGCAAGCAGAAGGUUAAAGUCGGAAUUUCUAGUUCAGUUUGAUGGGGUGACCUCAAAUUCCGAUGAUCUAGUAAUCGUCAUAGGUGCAACUAAUAAGCCACAAGAAUUGGAUGAUGCAGUUCUUAGGAGAUUGGUGAAGAGAAUAUACAUUCCUUUACCGGAUGCCCAUGUUAGGAGACUUCUAUUGAAACACAAACUCAAAGGCCAAGCUUUUUCCUUGCCUGCUGGAGAUCUAGAAAGACUUGUUGAAGAGACAGAAGGAUAUUCUGGAAGUGAUCUACAAGCCUUGUGUGAAGAAGCCGCAAUGAUGCCAAUUAGGGAGCUUGGUGCAAACAUUCUCACCAUCAAGGCAAAUCAGGUGAGGCCAUUAAGGUACGAGGAUUUUCACAAGGCAACAACUGUUAUUAGACCCAGCCUGCAUAAAAGCAAGUGGGAAGAGCUUGAACAGUGGAACCGGGAGUUUGGCUCUAAUUAGCUGCCUAUACGACCUUUACAUUAUUUGGCCAUGGAAAACAAAUACAGGAUACAAUGUGAAGGGUAAAAGGAAAAAGAAGAAUGGAUCGGCUUCAAAUGUACACAUGUAAAUGUGAGACGUUAUAACCUGUAUUUGUGACCUAAAUUUAAUCUCUUCCCUUGUAUAAACAUUGAUUUGGAACAUUUUGAUGCUACGGAAGCUUCUACAUUUGUUAAUAGUGAAAAUAUGAUUGGUUCAAUUGGAAAUAAA